UUACCAUAAACCCUAAUCCCUAAUUCAAUUUCGACUCUCUCUAUUUCCAUUCGGUUCUUCGUAAUUUCUUGGCGUCGUCUCCUACAGUUGCUCAAAAUCGUAAGUUCAGUCCCUCUUUCUAGCAGCAAAGCGAGACUCUUUCGAGGAAAAACCAGGGAGGAGCAAACGCUAGCAACCUAAAAGAGAUGGGGAAGAAGAAAUUCAUUGAUAAGAAGAAAGCCGCCACGUUCCAGCUCAUGGCUAGGGACACAUCCGAUCCGCUUUACUCAUCCGGGCCUGACGGGGAUCGAGUUUUUGUGCGGGUCGAUAACAAUCGGAACGCACCUGAUUACUUUAAUGAUGGCGAGCCGAAUGAUGCUGCGGACGUUGAUUCCAUCUUCGCCGACGCUCCUGAAGAUUGUACCGGUGACGAUUUGUACGGCGCUCAUGAAGCUCGAACAGCGGGGUUGCCAGAUCACGUGAGGAAGGAAAUUCUGGAGCUAGGGUUUCCAGACGAUGGGUAUAAUUAUUUGCUCCAUUUGCGUGAGAUUAAGAACACAGGCGGGGGUUCGGUGUAUUACGAUAAUCCCAAGGCCAGUUUUGAUCAUCUUCCACAGGAUGUUAAGGCUUACGACGCUUCGAGGGUUGCAGUGUCUAAGAUAAAUGAUGCUUCUGAGGAGGAAAAAUUAAUCUAUAAUUCGGCAUCGAAAAUGGUUGGCAUAAAACUGCAGAAAGUAGUGGAUCCUGAAGUAGCUGCGAUGCUGGAGGAUGACAAUGAUUCGGCUAAGUUUGGGUCUGAUGUUGAGGAGUUGGAAGAGGAUUUCGUUGUCAGAGCAAAUAUCUUCGAAGGCCCCAUCCAUGAAGACGCUAAUGAGAAGACAAGUUUUGCUGCUGCAUCAAGUCCUUACCUAUUACAACAACCGGAACCUGGUGUUUCUACUGUUCCGAAGAUUGGAGCGACCUGCAGAAGCUCAGAAAAUGAGAAACCAAGAGAGCGGCGCCCUUUGGAUGAGCAGUUUGACAUGUUAAUGCUUAAUGAAUAUGGUGAUGAGAGUGAAGAUGAAUACAAUGGAUAUGAUUAUGAUGAUGAUGAUGAUGACUGUCAAGAAUCCCUAACUGAAAAGCUCAACAGUGCUUUCAAGAAUCAUCCUUCCGAUCAUCUGCUGCAUAAACCAGAAGCCGAUGAUGUGGAAUCACCGGAGGUAACUGUAGAAGUGCUUCGCCGCUGCAAGGAAUAUGCAGAAAAAUAUGAAGAUGAGGAUGAUAAUGUAGAGGAAGUGUUGGAUGAAGAAAGUAGCAGUGAUGAGUCGGAAAAGUGGGAUUGUGAAACUAUCGUUACUACUUACUCAACACUGGACAACCAUCCUGGAAAAAUUUCUGCGCCUGAACCUAGAAGGAAAAAGAAGCUUUCCGAAGCAUUAUCUGGAGCUUCUUCCGGAGCCAAUCCAGUGAUAACCCUGAAAGGAAAAGAGAGGCUUCCCGUAGAUUUUUUGCCUCGUAACCGAAAACUUGGUGAAGAAAAGAUGAAAGAAAAAGAUUCUAGUGAUAGGGUAACUGAUAUGCAGAAAAAGAAGCCAAGGGCGCAAGAAUCGAAGGAGGAGAAAAAAGCUAGGAAGUCUGCUGUGAAAUCUGAACGACGAGAAGCGCGACAAGUUAAAAAGGAAAUGAAAGGGCUUUACAAGUCAGAAGCUCACCGGGCUCAGAAAGUUGCAGCUUUUACCGGUCCAUCAUCUAUCCAUCUGAUGAAUCAACGGCAUGUGCAUGAGGAAUCGGUGCAGCAACCACCCCACCAUCAGAAUACGGCGCAGGAUCCCAAAUCGGGUAGUCCUCCUCUACCGGCCACGGGAACCCUGUUAUAACAGUAGCUGCUGCUGCUGCUAACAUCACCACAACGAAGACCAUUCUCGCCAUUGGAGGUAUGCAACUCACUGUGAUGUCAUUACAGCACGUUUUGGGUGAAUUUGUUUGUUUAUAUGUAUGGAAUGGAUGAUGUUAGAAGAAUCGAGCUUUAGGGUUUCAUACUUUUUGUGUGAUGGGAUCAUCACUCCAGCAUGUCUCAAGAAACAGCUAUUGUCGCGACGGGACAGCCUUUUGUUUAGAUUAAGGAACAUUUUCGUGUUUCUUUUGGAAAGUAUUCGGAUUCGUCGUUGAAGAUUCUUGAAUAAUCCAAAUAUGCUUUAAUUUCGAAAAAUUUGUUAGGUCCCGUCUGCUGGAUUCGGCCUGUUUGAGCUCGUCUAGGUACGUUGUGGCUUUUGCUCUAUCCUCAGAAGUUUCUCAAUUUUUUCUUAUCGAUAAUCUUGCACAUUUUGAUGAUAAUAAUACAUAGGCUAUAUAUGG
Molecule: messenger RNA, 2316 nt
Organism: Andrographis paniculata
Lineage: Eukaryota; Viridiplantae; Streptophyta; Magnoliopsida; Lamiales; Acanthaceae
Exons: 6
Coding region: 186-1838 (550 amino acids)
Biological process (GO): ribosomal small subunit biogenesis; ribosomal small subunit export from nucleus
Cellular component (GO): preribosome, small subunit precursor; cytosol; nucleus
Source: RefSeq, a predicted model, not a curated record